AUGGCAAACGUAACUAUAUUUAUUUUCUCAAUUUUGAUUGCUACAGCUCUAGGUUUUCAUAUAAAUGAUCAGAAAAUUGCAGAACCUAACAGCCGAGUUGCUGGUGGAGCAAACGCAGGAGUUGGCCAAGUUCCUUACCAAGUAUCCAUUAGAUCAAUUGAUGGACAUUACUGUGGUGGAUCAAUAAUUGACCAUCAUUGGAUUCUAACAUCUGCUAAUUGUGUUCAUUUAAAAUCUACCAAUCAAAUACUGGUAGUCGUCGGAACCAACUCCAUAGUAAAUGGAGGCGAAGGAUACAAUGUGGCGCAAAUUAUUGUUCAUCCAAAUUGGAACUCAAAUGAUUUCACCAAUGAUAUAGCUUUGAUAAAAACAGUAGAGUACAUAAAAUAUACCAAAUUGGUCCAACCAAUUAUUUUGGCAAAUAAUGAUACUUCAAUAGGACAAAGCGCAGUAUUGAGCGGUUGGGGCUCAACAAGUGAUAAUGGAGUUUUAUCACAAUUUCUGCAAACUCUAAAUGUAUUCACAAUUUAUGAGAAUGAUUGCGACUAUUUAGUCUCAAAUGUUCAUCCUAUAACUUCCAAUCAAGUUUGCACGUAUAUGGGGCAAGGAACAGGAGCUUGCAGUGGAGAUUUUGGUGGACCAUUGGUGUCUAACAAUCGCCUUAUUGGAAUAGCAUCAUGGGGUAUCAACUGCGCCGCAGGAAAUCCUGAUGUGUUUACUAAAGUAUUUUCUUAUCGUGACUAG
Molecule: messenger RNA, 744 nt
Organism: Ctenocephalides felis (cat flea)
Lineage: Eukaryota; Metazoa; Arthropoda; Insecta; Siphonaptera; Pulicidae
Product: chymotrypsin-2-like
Exons: 5
Coding region: 1-744 (247 amino acids)
Biological process (GO): proteolysis
Molecular function (GO): serine-type endopeptidase activity
Source: RefSeq, a predicted model, not a curated record